CCCUGGAACAGCGACUGAAAAAAAAAGAUCACCAACAGACGGUUUCAAGCUCCCCGCGACGGCAGCAGCCCCUGUUCGGAUCGGCAAUGUUGAGGAUGGAUGUAGCCUGCUAGAAAAAAAGACACCGGGGCACAGUGAGAGAGAACACUACUGCUGUGUAGCUAUGGAGAUCGUACGUGGUCGCUUUCUUUGACAGGUGUCGGAACCGGACUGAAUAAAAAGUAUCGAAACCAGCUUCAAGGAUGUACGCCAAGGGGAAAGGUGCUGUUGUGCCCUCAGAUAACCAAGCAAGAGAAAAGUUAGCGCUGUACGUAUAUGAGUACCUGCUGCAUGUAGGAGCACAGAAGUCUGCACAGACCUUCUUGUCAGAGAUACGAUGGGAAAAGAAUAUUACGUUAGGGGAGCCUCCUGGAUUCCUGCACUCGUGGUGGUGUGUAUUCUGGGAUUUGUAUUGCGCUGCGCCGGACAGACGGGAGAACUGCGAACACUCCAGCGAGGCCAAGGCCUUCCAUGAUUACAGUGCGGCAGCAGCCCCCAGUCCUGUGAUGGGGAAUAUGCCACCUAAUGAUGGUAUGCCAGGAGGACCCAUGCCGCCUGGAUUCUUCCAGGGUCCGCCAGGCUCCCAGCAGUCUCCUCACGCACAGCCCCCCCACGGCAUGGGACCACACGGACAGCCUUUCAUGUCGCCACGGUUUCCAGGUGGACCCCGCCCCUCUCUCCGAAUGCCAAAUCAGCCUCCAGGGGGAAUCCCUGGUUCUCAGCCUCUCCUGCCAAACAGCAUGGACCCCACCAGACCACAAGGACAUCCUAAUAUGGGUGGGCCAAUGAGAAUGAACGCUCCACGAGGAAUGGGGCCCAUGGGUCCACAGAACUACGGGGGUAUGAGACCCCCUCCUAACUCCAUGGGUGGUCCUAUGCCUGGGAUGAACAUGGGACCUGGUGGUAGAGGACCGUGGCCUGGUCCCAAUGCGAACUCAAUACAAUACUCCUCCUCAUCUCCCGGCCACUAUGUGGGUCCUCCAGGAGGAGGGGGGCCGCCCGGAACUCCCAUCAUGCCCAGCCCAGGUGACUCCAACAACUCCAGUGAAAACAUCUACACUAUGAUGAACCCUAUAGGACCAGGAGGAAACAGACCCAACUUCCCUAUGGGCCCGGGGCCUGAUGGACCGAUGGGAGCUAUGGGAGCCAUGGAACCUCACCACAUGAACGGCUCACUAGGCUCUGGGGACAUGGACGGGUUGCCAAAGAACUCUCCUAACAACAUGGGGGGUAUGAGCAACCCUCCCGGGACGCCGCGGGACGAUGGGGAGAUGGGUGGAAACUUCCUCAACCCAUUCCAAAGUGAAAGUUAUUCACCCAACAUGACGAUGAGUGUGUAAUUUUAAUUUCUUUAUUUUUUGUAUUUUCUUUUGGUUAUUUUUGUUUUUGUACCUUUCCACCUGGAUUUUCCAACCCCUCACCUUGGAUCGGACUCAUUCUGCCUUUCCCACCUCACCUCCACCCCCUCGAACUCUCGCCACUACCCAGGCUUCUAGGACAGCCCUGGGGCAUGCUGGGCCUCUAGUGAAGGUGGAGCUUCCCGACGCUGUCUGUGGCAUAGACAGGAAACAGAGACACAGGAAGUCCCUACUCUCUAACCCCGCCCCCUGCCUCUCUGACUUCUUGUCAGACUCUGGACAAUGAGAGAGGGGAUGAUGGAGAGACUGGAUAACAUGGACACCCUUCAGGACACAGCAUGGUAGGGUUCUGUCAGUAGCUGUCUGGAAGCUCGACAAACAUUUACAUUGGCAUUCGCUUUUAUUUUGAUGUUUUUAUUGUUUCUAGUGGAUACAGGGAACGCAUCUCAAAUGAUCCCCCUUUCCCUAUGUAGUGCACUACUUUUAGAGGAAUAGGGUGUCAUUUGAGACGUAGACAUGGAAGUGUCGUCUAGCCCCCCUCCCCCCUCGUUCACUCUGUGUAUACAUUUAAAAAACAAGUGUUGUGAUGUUUUCCAUUACUCUGUAUGUAAUGUAUUAUUGCUAUUCUUUUUAUAAUAUUUUAUUGUUAUGAUUUAAUAAUAUUAUGAUGAUUCUGUUUAUUUUAAAAUGUAGGAUUUAAUUUCUGUAGUUUUUUUGUUGUUGUUGAAAGGGCAUGCACCCACUGAUGACCUCUUCGUUAGUAACUUCACAGGACGGUGAACCUUCACUAGUCUCCUUAAGGAAAACCCACAGGAUAUACACAAUCUACUGCCCAGUCAGAGAACAGCGCCUUUGGUCCAUCAUGGUACUUUAAAUUGUAAUGUCCCUCUCCAUCCCCCUGAGAAGGUGUUUUCUCUGUAGUAGACUAAGUGACCCUGAACAUGCAGAGGAUGCACAGUUGUAUUUAUUGGUUUGAUUUUCCAUUGAGACAGAACAGGUUGACAAUAAGUCCAUCUACACACUCCGGAAUCACUCUGCACCAAUCAGCAUCAUCCACCUAGAGGAAGACAUCUUGGAAGUGUCUGGUUUUUGUUUUUACUUUAUUUUUUUUACCCAGAGGGCAGUUCUUCUGACCUUCUGUGAAAUUAUUCUGCUUGGAUGCUUAAAGGACUCUUGUAACAGAGCUGAGCCAAUCAGGAGGUGGUGUGCCCCCCCCCAAGAGGACAACAUUUGUCCCUCACACACAACCAACCAAUCGGCCUACCUACACCCUCCCCAACCAUCUCUCUCUCUCCUUUUGUGAUGUCUCUAUCUGUCUUUGGUUUGUUUUGUAAAUACUGUAAAGUGAAUUUUGAUAUCAUGACAUGUUUUGAUAUUUCCGUCUCAACCAAUGACUGAUGAGAAACGAGUUGAUUCAGACCAACUGGGUUUGAAAAGAGACGGUGUGUGUUUUUACAGUACCUCACUGUUCAACUCUGACACAACUAGGGCCAGGAGGGACCCUCUUUGUUGGAUCAUUAUGUAGUUAGGAACUACAACUAACGUUUAGAGUCCAGAGUGUUUCCUGGCCAGGUCAAGCUGUUAGGGAAAUCUCCUGUCCCUAGUAACGAUAGAUGAAAAGAAAAUGAUUGUUUUCUAUUAAGGCUUUUUCUGUAUUUGAAUUGAGAAAAGAUGUUAAAUCACAGGUUCUUAAUGAUAUGGAGAGAGUUAAGGGGGGAAAGGCUUCUGGUGUAGUUUGAGAUACUGCUGUAUAGAUUCAACUCUGAACCAUAUUCACUAAGGGCAAAUCAAAUCGGAAAUGCACCCAAUUCCCUAUAUAGUGCACUACUGAAGCCAAAAGUAGUGCACUACAUAGGGAAAUUGGGUGCCAUUUGGAACGUGCCCUAGUUUGCACUAGUGCAAAGUGUUUCUUGUUGGAAGAGGAUAAUUAUUGUAAAACGAACCGUGAAACUGUUUAGUUUUUAAAAUGUGAGAUAUAUUUACUUACCAUAACUAGGGCUAGGAGUGUUUUAUGUGCCCUUGUCAGUGGAGGCUGCUGAGGGGAGGAUGGCUCAUAAUGUCUGGACUGGAGCGUGGAACCAUGUUUGUCUGUAACAUUUCACUGAUUCGGGCUCCAGCCAUUAGCACAAGCCUCCGUCCCCAAUUAAGGUGCACCGACCUCCUGUGGUCCUUGUCAUUUCAUGUGCUCUGGAAAAACUCAUGGCCCUACUCAUGACCUUCUUUUGACCUUUCCACUCUGCCCAUACGGAAGAGGACGCCUCUUUUAUCUGUGACCGCAUGGGCUGCGCCAUUGAGGCUACAACCCAUAGGAACCCCCAUCCGGUUGACUACUUUAGUAUGGCGGAAGCCCUCAGUGGCGCUGCCCGUGCUAAAACGGCAUUUUGGCCACUAUUAUUCUCUAUGGCUCUACCUUUUUUCAAGUUGUUUCCUGACUGUGACCUGUUCAGGGAAACCUCCUGGCCCUAGUGGUGUCAAACUCUGCCCCGGUGCAAACGACUCUCCUGUAUGAAAAAUCAACGUUUGUCACAUUGUUGGUCGUUUCUGUGUUUCUAUGGUGACGUAUAAUACUGUUUCAUUCUGGGUUGAAAGGAGGGGACAGCGGGUGAGGAAACAUUUGACUGUUCCUUGGGUUUGUCCAUCUCGCUAGUCUAAAGUAGCGUCCUCCUCUCCCUUCACCUGCACUGACGAGGACGAUGGAUCUGUGCAGACGAAGGAGAUGACGUGAG
Oncorhynchus mykiss (rainbow trout) is the source of this 4123-nucleotide messenger RNA. Its product is annotated as single-stranded DNA-binding protein 3. Gene Ontology annotation, biological process: positive regulation of transcription by RNA polymerase II. Lineage: Eukaryota; Metazoa; Chordata; Actinopteri; Salmoniformes; Salmonidae. The record is from RefSeq and is a predicted model, not a curated record. Gene Ontology annotation, cellular component: nucleus. Gene Ontology annotation, molecular function: protein binding; single-stranded DNA binding.